Messenger RNA from Pristis pectinata (smalltooth sawfish), 2585 nucleotides. RefSeq names its product peroxisomal biogenesis factor 14 (gene pex14). The coding region runs from base 5 to 1192 and encodes 395 amino acids. Gene Ontology annotation, cellular component: peroxisomal importomer complex; peroxisomal membrane. Lineage: Eukaryota; Metazoa; Chordata; Chondrichthyes; Rhinopristiformes; Pristidae. Gene Ontology annotation, biological process: protein import into peroxisome matrix, docking. Gene Ontology annotation, molecular function: signaling receptor binding. The transcript has 9 exons. The record is from RefSeq and is a predicted model, not a curated record.
UCCGAUGAGAUCGGUGAUCGAUUCGCAGCGCUUUGAGCGGGAAAGCGACAGGUGGAGGGACUGCGAUCGAUUGGUAGAGCCGGUGAAGAUGGUGGCCACUGAGCAGGCAGAGCAGCGGCAGUCAGACUCGCCUCCGGGGAGGGAGGAAGGUGUGCCAAGGGAACAGCUGAUUGCCACUGCAGUGAAGUUUUUGCAAAACCAGAGAGUUCGUCAGAGUCCAUUAGCAACAAGAAAAUCCUUCCUAAAAAAGAAAGGUUUAACUGAUGAGGAAGUUGAGAUCGCGCUCCAGCAGUCAAAUACUGCCAGUGAUGAGGAAAUGGCACCUGCCAUCCAACCACACCUGGUGCAGCCUUCAUACCUUGCUGCUGUGCCAUACAAUCCCAGUUCCAGAUGGCGGGAAUAUGGUGCCUUGGCAAUCAUCAUGGCUGGGAUUGCAUUUGGCUUUCACCAACUAUACAAGAGAUAUAUUUUGCCUCUCCUAGCAUCCAGCAAGGAAGACAAGAAACAUCUGCAGAGGAUCGAGUCGGGUAUAACCGAACUAAGUGGGACCAUAUCACAGACAGUGGCACAACUACAAACAAAUCUUACGACAGUGCAGGAGCUUCUGGAACGGCAGCAAGAGAGGUUGCAGGAGCUCUCCCAAGAACUGUCAAGUACCAAGGCUUCCUCGUCUACAAAUUGGCUUCUGGAGACUCAGAACAUUAAUGAAUUGAAAGCUGAGAUCACCUCAUUAAAAGGACUUCUCCUAAGCAGGCGACAGUUCCCGUCUUCCCCUUCAGCUCCGAAGCUUCCUGCUUGGCAGAUCCCUGUCAAACCCUCUACAAUAGCCACCACUGUAACAGUCAGCCACAACAACAGUAGUAGCGACAUCUCACCGGUCAGCGUUGAAUCUGCAUCCUCCUCGCCAGCGACAGAGAACCAUAGUCCAGAAGGGGGUAAUCUCGGUGGCCACAUCGUUAACAGCAACGAAGUGGAUGUUAAGUGUCAGGUGAGAAUGGAAGUCCAGGGGGAGGAGGAGAAAAGGCGAGACCACGAAGAUGAGGAUGAAGAUGAUGAUGUCAGUCAUGUCGAUGAAGACGAUUGUCUUAAUGUUCAAACAGAGGAUAGACGGGGCGGUGAUGGACAGAUAAAUGAACAAGUGGAUAAACUACGACGUCCAGAAGGUGCCAGUAACGAGAAUGACAUUAACUAAAUGUCAAGAGUGAUUCAGUGUUUGGCUUCCAUGAACAGAAUUUCCCUAAUUCCAUUAAUUUACUGUAAAUAUGUGCUUAUUGCAUCCUGAGCAGUGGAUUUUUGCAAACCAACAAAUUAUGCGGUGACACAAGUAAACACCGGGUGAAUUAGUGUGGCUUAGUUACACCCAUUUGCACUGUGGAGGCAACAUUAUUGCAUGACCAGGUCAGAAGUGUUCAGGAUUCAUCAGACGGAGAGUGUACAGCCUCACUGGUGAAGAAGUCAAACUGCUCAGCUCCCAUCUUCCUGAUUGUAUAGAUUGCAAACCCAGCAAAAUUCAACACCCCGCUUGUGAUGUGUGUUGUCAGCACUCAGUCAGCUGUUGAUGUGACGCAGAAUCAAUCAAGAAAACAUAGUAGGAAAUCCAGGCUCCCCUUAACCCAAAGAGGUAGUGCCAGUAACAAAGCUUCUCUAGGUGUCAGCAGUCCACGUUGAUAGAAGCAGCUCCAAGACCUGGUAUAGUUAACUCUUGCUAAAAACAUGAUUGGAAAUGAAGUUUGUGUCAGAAUUCUCACUGUAUAAUUGGAAUGAAUGAAAAUAGUGCAUUGAAAUUUUACAUCUGCAUUAGAAUAACUAAUUCUGUGUGACAUUAGGUGCAGUGCAGACAGGGGCAGAUCUGAAGAAUGCGUAUGUGGCAGUGUUGAUUUUGGUUUGCUUGAAAGGUUUUUUCCAAUUAUUUUCUGUUUCUAAUUCAAGAAAUCUUUUUUCCACCUUUCCACCAUUUCUUGUAAAAGCUCAAUAUAUUGCUAUAAAGAAUAGUGAAGUCAAAUCAAGUAUCACAACACCACACAAUAAAAGCAUCCAGGAAUACUCUGAUUAUGGAAGCAAUGUUGGUGAGUCCUUAUGCAAAUCACAAUAGAUAAACCAAAUUCCUUUCAGGGUGAGGGUAUGGAUCAUGAACUGUACAGGCAGGAUUUCAAAUUAUGCCUAUAACUAUACUAUGACACUCACUUCAGGUAUUUCUGUCCUCUUAAGGGCAGUGUUCCAGUCUCAGUUCCAGUUGAUGUAAAGACUUUCAGCAGUUCACUGAACAAAAAGCUGUAACAUUGCAUUUUCUUUUGUUUAGAGAUGGGAUUGGGAAGGCAAAAGUCUUGUGCAUUUUAAACACCUUUGUUUUAAUUCUGUUUGAUUCUAAGGAAGGUUUUAAUGUAAAAUGCCAAAGUACAGUGGCAAUGAUGAAGAAUAAGGCCAUUUGUUCUGAAAUGCAUUUGUGGUGUUUAAAAUUGAACUUUACAGUAAAGCACAUCAAAUGGUUCAAUACCUGAUGUAUUCAUUAAUUUAGAAAUACAGUUUAUGAUGUUGGCAAUUAAAAUGCUCCUGUCUCUUUAAAGUUAUUUAUUAUGCAUCGAGUA